Molecule: messenger RNA, 3304 nt
Organism: Xiphophorus couchianus (Monterrey platyfish)
Lineage: Eukaryota; Metazoa; Chordata; Actinopteri; Cyprinodontiformes; Poeciliidae
Gene: optn
Product: optineurin
Exons: 13
Coding region: 290-1867 (525 amino acids)
Biological process (GO): regulation of canonical NF-kappaB signal transduction; Golgi ribbon formation; protein localization to Golgi apparatus
Cellular component (GO): cytoplasm; nucleus; Golgi apparatus
Molecular function (GO): K63-linked polyubiquitin modification-dependent protein binding
Source: RefSeq, a predicted model, not a curated record
AACCCAGGACGGUUCAGGGGACUAUAUCCUCUGAAUAAUGGGCGCCCGCUCUACCUCUACAGCACGCAGCACAGUAUUAGCAUUCUUGUGACCGUGAGUUUGGUGUUUUAUUUUGAAAGUCUCAAACGGAAACCACCAUAAUAUUGUCGCUCGGGAAGCUGCUUUACGGUUUUACCAACCAGACUCGGUAACAGAGGCUUGGUUGACUCAUUUCGGCCCUUUUCUGAGUCUGUCCGUGUCGUCAGAACGAAUAGCUGGGUUGAGGUUCGGUUCGACAGCUGGAAGCAGCAUGGCGUCAGGAGGCCCCAUGGUGAACGGAGACAUCUCCCGCCCUCCGGGUCAGCCGGGCACGCUGGAGGAGACGGUGCAACAGAUGAACAUGCUGAUCCAGGAGAACCGCGACCUGAAAGAGGCGCUGCGUCAGACCAACCUGACCAUGAAGGAGCGCUUCGAGGGCCUGACGGCGUGGAAGGAGAAGCAGCGGCAGGAGAAGGACUUCCUGGAGAAGCGUCUGGAGGAGGCCCGCCGCUGCAUAGAGACGCUGACCGUCCAGAACCAGGAGCUCAGCAAGAGGCCGGAGGCAGGGGGCGGAGCUCAGAGCGCGGAGGCCGACGCCCUGCGCGCCCAGGUGGCUCGACUGCAGGCGGAGAAGAACGACCUGGUGGCCCUGAACUCUGAGCUGCAGCUGAAGGCUGAGCAGGGAGCCGAGGAGGACUCCUUCAUCGAGAUCAUCAAGGUGUCGGACGCAGGUGUGGAAGACGUGAACCAAACGUGCGGUUCGGAGCGCAUCAGGCGCCCGGACCUCAGCAUGACCACGUCGCGGCAGGAGAACGAGGAGGCCACGGUGAGCCGGCUGCUGCAGUCGCUGAGGAACGAGACGCAGAGAUGUGAGCAGCUGCAGAGCGAGCUGCAGGCCUGCACUGCCAGAAUCCAGGAUCUGGAGGAGAAGAACCAUAAAGUGGAGAAAACCAUGAAGACCACCCAGACAGAGGCGAAAGAAGACGCUGCAAAGGAGGAGAAGGCGGCGUCUGAGGUGGAGAACCUCAAGUCUCAGGUGAGGACGCUGUUCCGGGACUUGCAGCAGGCGCAGAGCAAGCUGGACGAAGCCGAAGGCAUGAAGAAGAACCUGCAGGACAGGUGUCGGGAGGUGGAGCAGGACGUGGCCACGCUGAAGGCCCAGCUGCUGGAGAAGCAGGCGGUGCAGGCGGAGAACGAGCGGCUGAAGCUGCAGCUGGGCAGCCUGCAGGCGCAGGGCCAGCUGGAGCAGAAGAAGGCCGACGACGACAGAAACAACCUGGCUCAGCUGAAGGACGCCUACACCAAACUGUUUGAGGACUACAACGAGCUCAAAGAGGAGAAGAAGAGAAAGGAGUCCCACAUGGUGGAGAGGAACCUGGUGGAGGACCUGCAGCAGCGUCUCACCGCUGCAGAGGAGGCGCUGGCCGUCAAGCAGACCAAGAUCGACGACAUGAAGCAGGAGAUGUUCCAGAAGGAGAAGGACCUGGAAACCAUCUCUGUGUUCCAGGCUCAGGCUGAGGUCUACUCCUCGGACUUCUACGCGGAGCGAGCGGCGAGGGAGAAGCUCCACGAGGAGAAGGAGCGCCUGGCCGCGCAGCUGGAGUUCGUUAAGAAGCAGAACACGCAGCUGCAGCAGGACAUGGACUCACUGGGCCGGCGUUCUCUGAAUGAAAUGCAGCGCAGACACGGAUCCACUGUAUCGGGCUCUCAUGGACCCGAUGCCAGUCUGGUAGGAAGAGGUGCCGACUGGAACCAGGGCAACAUUCCUGAACACGCCUGCCCCAAAUGCAACGAGAUCCUUCCAGACCUGGACUCCCUGCAGAUCCACAUCAUGGACUGCAUCAACUAGACCUUCCUCACCAGGAGCACCUUCAGAGUCUUCCUCUGCUCUCAUCCGUACUGUACCUCCCUGUGUCCUAUCCUGUAGGAUCCAAAGAUCUCAUAGUUUCUGGAUGGAAGUCUAAAGAGGCUUCAUCAAUCCAGGCCUGCUGUAGUUUGGGGGUUUGUGGAAAAAGUGCGUACCAGCCAAUCCCAACAGUUGGCUUUUGAUCGAUCUAGCUGGACAUAAACCCUCUCUUUUAUAUUAUUAUUGUUUUUUGUUUUAUUUUGUUCAGUUUGUCAAAAAAAAGGGUAAUCUUUCUCAGAAUGUAUAGAUUUUAGAGCAACGUUAUCACAACUUGGCGCCACUGAAAAAGGCAGGUGACAGAAAACCGUCAAUUUGCCACGUAUAUAAAAUCCCUGUAAAUGUUGUAAAACGUCUCAUCAUAGGAGGAAACGAGUAGAAAGAGUAGGAAGCAUAUACUGUAUGUCACGUUUAGGAAAUGUAAAGUGAGCUCCUGUCUGUUCUACAGCCAACUGAAACCUGAGAGCAGCAGAUGAGGCUCCACACUGCAGAACAGCAUGAGCCAAAACACUGGCGUGGAUUUAUUUAUUUAUUUUCUUGUGUGUUUAUAGUAAACCAAGCAAACCGAAGGUUUACAUCGCCUUACAUGCCAUUUGCCAUCUUAUGGCACAAUAUUUAAUAUUGACCAUAGCUGUCAUAGAAGUCCCCUUUUAAAAGCCAAAUGUUUGGUUAUAUCCUGUCUCAAAAUUACCCUGUAGAAAUCUUUCAUGCUAUUUUUUUAUUUUUUAUUAUUUGACAUGUUUUGUCUUGGCAUUUCAGGCGUUCCAUAUAUUGAAGCUGGUUAUGCUAGGACAGUUUUUUAAAUCAAAAAAAAAAAAUCACUAAUCUACUAAUUUAAUAUAAAUGUAUAAAUGUCCUUAAAUCUUUUGCCAUCUUUUUGUUUCUUUUCUUUUUUUUUUUUUUGACCAUAGAUAUAUGUUUUGUAAAUACGGGCCUGGGAUGGUACAGGAGCCUGGCUUUGCACGAAAACAUUGUACCACUUCUAGCAUUUAAAUAAGGUUCAGUUAAAGAAUUUAAGAAAAUGUUUUGGGGUUUGUAAUCUCUGCGUGAUCUGAGCUGAAAAGUGGGAAAGAAUAUAAAUCUGCAUGGCGGACAUGUCUUACCAUGUUACCAAGUAUGCAUCUUCUAAAUGCUUUGAGAUUUUAUGGAGUCUCUGAUCAUCAUUUAAGCUCCUGAUUGGAUUUACUGUCUGGAGAGGAUGGGUAAGAUGAAGGCACAUAUUUUCUUUUUAUUAAGCAGAUGAAACUCUAUAAUUAGAACAUAAUUUAUAUUUACCUGUUAUUGAAUAUGCAGGAAACUCUGUCAGUUCUGUAUACCUUGUAAGUUUUAAAGGUUUGGAAUUCUGUGGGAAAAAAAAUUAAUAAAAUGAGAGAAUUUCUGUCU